ACUUUUUCAAGUCAACGGUUCCUCAGACAAUAUAUGCUGUGCUGUCACUCCCCUCAGAUCUUCCCAAGCUCAUCUGCAGAAAGUCGCUUCUUACUAGAAGCUGCAAACUGCUCAAGUGAAAAAGAAGAAGGUGGAAAGAGAGAAGGACUUGAUACCUUGUUCAGGAGGCUGCAGCUGCGUUGGACUUCAAGGGCAUUCUUCAGCCCAUCUCAAGGUCAGCAAGUAGACUGGGUGGAAGGCAACAGAGAUGGAGGAACAGAUCACGAUCCAGCCCAGAGGAUGAGCCUUCAGGAGUCAGACACAUUAUUGUCAGGAGUACACAUCUCAGAGUCAGAAGCAGUCAUAUGUGGAAAAUAUGGAUUAGAACUUAGCACAAAAUCAAGCCUUGGUAGCCUCCAGAAGCAUCAUGUAUGCCCUGAAUGUGGCAGAGGCUUCUGCCAGAGGUCAGACCUCAUCAAGCACCAGAGGACGCACACAGGGGAGAAGCCUUACAUUUGUAAGGAGUGUGGACGAGGCUUUGGCCGGAAGUCCUCUCUCAACAUACACCAGAGGAAACACUCUGGGGAGAAGCCGUACAUGUGUACGGAGUGUGGGCGACACUUCAGGUAUACAUCCUCGCUCACUAACCACAAGAGGAUACACUCUGGGGAGAGACCAUUUCUGUGUCUGGAGUGUGGGCGAAGCUUUCGCCAGAAGAUUGCCCUCAUCUUGCACAAGAGGACACACAUGAAAGAGAAGCCCUUUGUGUGUCCUGACUGUGGGAGAGGCUUUUGCCAGAAGGCAUCGCUCCUCCAACACCAGAGCUCACAUUCAGGUGAGAGGCCCUUCUUGUGCCUUGAGUGUGGGCGUGGCUUCAGGCAGCAGUCACUACUCCUCAGUCACCAGGUCACACACUCAGGGGAGAAGUCUUAUAUCUGUCCUGACUGUGGGCAUGGCUUUCGCCAGAAGGUUACCCUGGUCAGGCACCAGAGGACACACACAGGGGAAAACCUUAUGUGUGUCCUGAGUGUGGACGUGGCUUUAGCCAGAAGUUUCUGCUGA
Molecule: messenger RNA, 1041 nt
Organism: Talpa occidentalis (Iberian mole)
Lineage: Eukaryota; Metazoa; Chordata; Mammalia; Eulipotyphla; Talpidae
Gene: ZNF169
Product: zinc finger protein 169
Exons: 2
Coding region: 34-1041 (335 amino acids)
Biological process (GO): regulation of transcription by RNA polymerase II
Molecular function (GO): RNA polymerase II cis-regulatory region sequence-specific DNA binding; DNA-binding transcription factor activity
Source: RefSeq, a predicted model, not a curated record